Colias croceus (clouded yellow) is the source of this 2831-nucleotide messenger RNA. Its product is annotated as pancreatic triacylglycerol lipase-like. Gene Ontology annotation, molecular function: triacylglycerol lipase activity; protein binding. The transcript is spliced from 16 exons. Lineage: Eukaryota; Metazoa; Arthropoda; Insecta; Lepidoptera; Pieridae. The coding region runs from base 338 to 2065 and encodes 575 amino acids. Gene Ontology annotation, biological process: lipid metabolic process. The record is from RefSeq and is a predicted model, not a curated record.
CACAGGCAGUUAACAUAAAACUUUCCCGCGCAGCGCACGCGGACUCUUACAACACUUGAAAACGUUCCGAAAUUACGUGAUUCCAUUUAAAGCAAUUCCCAUUCAAAGUGUACAUUUCAGCCCUACUGAUACAUAUUUAGAUAUUAUAAAAUCAGUUAUAAAACAGCUAAUAGAACACUAUUAUCCUGUCGUGUUUGUUUAUGUGAGUUGCUAGCCUACCUUUGUAAGAAAAACUAAAAUUGCUAGUGUGUCAAAACAGCUGUUUUAUAUUUCGAUCUGCAACCCAGAAAUACUUCCUGAACAUCUAUCCAAGCCAAGAUUCUGACUGCUUUGCUGCAUGCACUCGAUGGGUUGGACUAUAAAUGCAGCGAUCCUUAUAUAUACCAUGCGGAGGCUACACUUGACUGACAGACAUCUCCGAGUGAUGCUGUGGUGCAUACUGUUGGGAUUACAACCUGCUUUCGGAGGAAUCCUUGACCCCUUCAACUGGGCUCGCUCAGACCGCAUAGAAGUCAACAUACCUUGGCUACCCUUUGAGAACGAAACGCGAUGUUAUGAUGAACUGGGUUGUCUCAACAUCACCCGCAGCUGGUACCACCUUAUUCACCGGCCUUUCAAUGUAUUUCCACUCCCGAGAGUCGUAAUUAAUACCAGGUUCAUCUUAUACUCCAAGAAGAACCCAACGGAUGGACAACUGUUAAAUGUCAAUGUUAAUAAAACUAUAAUAAAGUCAAACUUUAGCCCUCGACGUCUAACUAAGAUGAUUAUACACGGCUUUAUCGACACACCUUUAUCAAACUGGGUCAGUGAAAUGAAGGAUGAAUUAGUAAAAGCUGGAGAUUUUAACGUCAUCGUAGUAGACUGGGCUGGCGGGAGUCUUCCGCUCUACACGCAAGCUACAGCAAAUACUCGAUUGGUUGGUCUUGAAGUGGCGCAUUUUGUCAACACAUUGCAGAAGGAACAUGGUCUCAAUCCUCUUGAUGUACAUAUUAUUGGACACUCGUUGGGAGCUCAUACCGCUGGUUACGCAGGCGAAAGAAUACAGGAUUUAGGAAGAAUUACAGGACUCGAUCCUGCUGAACCUUACUUUCAAGGAAUGCCUACCCAUGUGCGUCUCGACCCCACUGAUGCACAACUAGUCGACGUCAUACAUACAGACGGAAAAAGCAUAUUCCUUUUAGAUUUUGUGUUUAUGGCAGGAUAUGGGAUGUCGCAACCAGUUGGACAUUUGGAUUUCUAUCCAAAUAAUGGAAAGGAACAACCCGGUUGUGAUAUAACUGAGGGACCCUUGAUACCUCUCACUUUGGUCAAACAAGGACUUGAAGAGGCUUCUCGCGUCCUCGUAGCUUGCAAUCACGUUCGGGCUAUUAAGCUCUUUACAGAAUCAAUCAAUGGGAAAUGUCCAUAUAUAGGUCAUCAAUGUCCGUCAUAUCAACAUUUUCUUGAUGGCAAAUGCUUUCACUGUGGACACGGCUGCGCAAUAAUGGGAUUCCAUGCAGAUAGCUCACCUGGACUAAUCACAAACAAGAACAAUCAAACAGAAAAUGAAGUUUAUCCUUCUGAGGAACAAGAAACAAUUGGCGCGAAAUAUUUCCUUAACACUGGCAAGGAACAACCAUACUGUCAAAGGCACUACAAAAUCUCCAUACAUUUGGCCAAUCCUAAAGGCGCUGAAUCGUGGGUUCAGGGAUUUUUGAAAGUGACUUUAUUAUCAGAUAAAGGUGUGAUCAGAGGAAUGGAUCUUACACCUAGCAAUUACGUCAAAUUGGAACAUGGCACUUCAUAUACAAUUGUUGUAACACAUCCAAUGGAUUUAGGCGGCAAAGUUCGAAAAGUAGAGCUAUCGUGGGAGUACGACAUGAAUGUACUAGAACCACGAUCUCUGUGCAUAUUGUGGUGUAAUGACCGGCUGUAUGUGAAGUCUGUUAUCGUCGAUCAAAUGGAGCUUCCUAGUAGAGGGAAGCGUAAUGUAGACUUCACUAGCAAGCUGUGUACACCAAAGCGAGAAUUUGCCGAAAUUCCCAACAGAGGUUCUGCUAGUUUCUAUGACAACUGCAGCAGGUAGCUGUGCCAUAACAUCAAAAUUAAUUGUAUUAGAUGAGAAAAUUAUCUUGACAAAGCUUUAAUGGAGAGGCAAUUUGGUUGUGAUAAAAGAAAAACGUUAAGUGAUUGUUGUAUUACAGGGACUGGACUCCAUCUAAAUUAUAAAUUAAUUUAAGGCGUGUAAAUAAUACUAUAUUGUAACUAUUGUAUGUGUAAUUAUAUUAUAACUAUUUAAAUUUAAUUUUUGAUCGUGAAAUAUUUAUUUAAUUAGAUAAGUAAGUGCCCGUUAUCUUUAAUCUGUCCUUCAAAUUCGAAAAAAUGUCUCUACAAAUGGUAAAUUUACCUUUAUAUGGCUAAGGCUAAAUCCGUGAGGAUUUUAAGCUUAGUCUUAGCUUAACAGAUAAUAACAGAUUUUUAAUCGAUUUUAUACAUUUAAUAAUGAGUUAUAUAUUCAAAAAAAUAUAAUUAUUGAUAGGUAAUUGGCGUCUUAUAACAUUUCUAUAUCGAAUACAAAAUAAGAAGGUAAAUAAUAAUAAUUAGAGUAUCUAUUCUACAAAAAUGUACAUACUUUUGUAAAUAAUAAUUAGGAUAAGGAUGAGAGUAAAUGAAAAAUAAGUGAUUAACAAAUAAUUAUACUUAUUUUUUAUUUAUUGUGCAUUGGAGUACAGAAAUAUCAAAUUUUUUUUUUCAUAUACUUAAAAGUAAAUAGUAAUUGCAAUCACUCCAUUAUGCACUGACACUUAUUUAAUAAUAUGUCUCUUUAAAAAUAAAACUGUUUUCCAUACCUA